Messenger RNA from Bombyx mandarina (wild silkworm), 1628 nucleotides. RefSeq names its product solute carrier family 2, facilitated glucose transporter member 1. Gene Ontology annotation, cellular component: membrane. Gene Ontology annotation, biological process: monosaccharide transmembrane transport. The record is from RefSeq and is a predicted model, not a curated record. Lineage: Eukaryota; Metazoa; Arthropoda; Insecta; Lepidoptera; Bombycidae. Gene Ontology annotation, molecular function: hexose transmembrane transporter activity.
UGUGUUCUGAUUAUUUUUUUUAAAUUAGUAAUGGCGAAAAUGAACCCGCGCCUCGCUUUCGCCAUUAUAUCGUCGACCUGCUGGUCUGCCUUCCAGCACGGAUACAAUACAGGCGUGAUAAACGCUCCGCAGGCGGUCAUGAGCGAAUGGCUCCAGAGAGAGGCGCUUAGCGGGACGAACACCUCGGUCUCCGCCAUGGUCGAUCCAAAGGUGACUUCGGUCUGGUCGGUGGCUGUCUCCAUAUACUGCGCCGGUGGCAUGAUUGGUGGUGUGAUCACCGGAAUCAUUGCCGACAGAUUCGGCAGAAAAGGCGGUCUGCUGCUCAACAACGUGCUGGUAUUCCUGGCGGCCGCUCUGCAGGGAGCUUCGAAGGUCGCCAAAUCGGCGGAGAUGCUCAUCCUUGGAAGAUUACUCAUUGGCGUUAACAGUGGCCUGAACGCGGGCUUAGUGCCUCUGUACCUGUCAGAGAUAUCGCCAGUGUCAAUCAGAGGCUCGAUCGGCACAGUUUACCAGCUCGUCAUAACAGUCACGAUACUGCUGUCCCAGCUGCUAGGGCUGAGCAGUGUGCUCGGCACGGAGGACGGCUGGCCAUGGUUAUUGGCACUGACAGCGGCGCCGGCCGUCCUGCAGUGUCUCACGCUGCCCCUAUGCCCAGAAUCGCCAAAGUACUUACUCCUGAACCAGGGUCGAGAGCUGCACGCCCAACGAGCAUUGAACUGGCUGCGAGGCGACGUCGCGGUGCACGGCGAGAUGGAAGAAAUGCAUCAGGAAGCGGAGAAGAAUAAGAUCAGCAAGAAGGUCACCCUGCAAGAGUUGUUCCGAAACAGGAACCUCCGUCUGCCCCUCUUCAUAUCCACAGUCGUGAUGAUAGCUCAACAGCUCUCCGGAAUAAAUGCUAUAAUAUACUUUUCGACUGACAUCUUUGAGAAGACUCAUCUCGGAUCUGAUGCUGCGCAGUACGCUACUUUGGGCAUAGGCGCCAUGAAUGUCGUGAUGACGAUAGCCAGCCUCGUGCUCGUCGAGGUGGCUGGCAGAAAGACCCUCCUGCUGGCAGGGUUCUCGGGAAUGUUCAUAUGUACCGUCGGCAUAACAGUCGCUACUUCAUACACUCAGCACGUCUGGGUGUCGUAUCUGUGUAUAGCGCUCGUGGUUCUCUUCGUGACAAUGUUCGCGAUCGGUCCGGGUUCGAUACCCUGGUUCUUGGUGACAGAACUAUUUAACCAAUCAUCUCGGCCGGCCGCGUCAUCUGUCGCUGUCACUGUCAAUUGGACGGCCAAUUUCAUUGUCGGAUUAAGCUUCUUACCACUCUCGCUCGCCCUGGGGAACAAUGUUUUCGUGAUAUUCGCGGUCCUACAAUUCCUGUUCAUAAUUUUUAUUUACACUAAAGUACCUGAGACGAAAAAUAAGACUGUUGACGAGAUAACCGCCAUGUUUAGGCAGCGGAUGUAGGAGGGGUUAGGGGGGGCAGCGGAGUGGGUUCCCCAUCAAGGGAUCAAGCAUCAGGCCGAUAUCUUCGACGGCUUGUUAGCGAAAUUAAAACAUCACUGGCGCCAUCUAGUGUUGAGGGUGGUAAUAACAGGCGGCCACGAGACCACCAGUCAAUUGACCCUGAAAUAUCUAUAUGUUGG